AUAUUCAUUCUGAACGCUCACAUCGUUCAGAUCGGUUCAGUUUUUCAAAAACUGUCGGCGGUUCUAAACGCAAUUGUUGGUCAAAUUGAAAAAUAUAAAAAAGACGAAAUAUAUUUCGGCGCGUAUUUGUCUAGAAGUGUUUGAUACUAGAAAAAAUAAUAAAAUCUCAAGUGUUACGAUUAAAAUAAUAUAAAAAGAAUCUUUUGCUAUUUUCAAUGUAAAAAAAUAUUUGAAUUUUCUUUAAAAUAAAAAUUUAUGUAGAUCCGUUAUUGAAAAUUUUUUGAAAACUUAAUUUCCAUACGUCCUCAACUCAACUCUGUACCCAGAAGAAAGAAUAAAAACUGCUGUACUGGAUUUAAAGGAUUAAAAACAAACUUCAAAACUCUUCUUUAUUCCUAUUCUCCACGAAAAAAGAGAGUUUUAUUUGUUUUCCUCGCCCAAAAAAAUCAAAAAAUUUCCUUGUAAAAAACAACCAAUGAUUACAAGUGAAAAGCACAAAAAGUACAAUAAUAAGUGCAACAACAACAAUAAUAAUAAAAAUACAAUAAACACUAAAAAUAGUGCAACAAAAAUACAACAGAAUAUUAAAUUUUAUAUAGUAAAAAAUAAUAAACAAUUUCUAUUGCAAUUUUACUAUUUAAAUUCGAAAAUCAAAGGUGAAAAUUAUAAAUUUAAACGUUUAAAUCACAAACCAACAUUGUUGAGAUUGUCAACACUGAAAAUAGAAGAUAAAAAACCAUUAUAACAGCAGCAGCAGAAGAAGAAACAGCGGUAAUAAAAAGCAACAACAACAAUUAUCACACUAAUUGAAGAGAGUGUGAUUAAAAAGGCAACAACAAGCAACAUAAGACAUUAUUGUCAUUAACAACCUCAACUGCAACAACACAGAAACAAAAACAACAACAACAUUUGUAUAUUUUUGCUGUUUGGCGUUUUUUCUUUUCGUUGAUUGCAUUUUUUUCUGGUGUGAUUUGGACGCUUGGUGUUUAAGAAGUCGUGUUUAUAUACAUAUUUUAGUGUUUUAGAAACUGGAUUUUUAAUUCAAUGUACUCAAUGGUUGAUUGUUACGCAGAUAUGGGACAAAUCGGUCAAGAAUGUUCGGUUCGUGAAUACAAUAUGGAUGAUCUCGAAUUAGAUCAAGUAACGCAGGUGAUCGGUUAUCAUCCACGUUUUUUGGAUCAUUUUUUAAGAACUCAAAAUUUUAUUAUGAAUGGCGAUGGUCCUUUGCCAUAUGAUUAUCGUUAUUAUUUGGCCAUAAUUGCUGCAGCCCGCCAUCAAUGUCCCUAUUUGGUGAAAAUGUAUGAAAAAGAAUUUAUAAAUCAAGGUGGUAAUCCAGAAUGGUUAAAUGGUCUCGAUUUUAUACCGCCCAAAUUACGUGCCAUAUAUGAAAUCAAUAAAAUUUUAGCCCAUCGUCCGUGGCUGUUGCGUAAGGAACAUAUAGAGAGUCUUACGAGAGGCAAAAACAGUUGGUCUCUAUCGGAAGUUGUACAUGCCAUGGUACUUUUAUCGCAUUUUCAUUCUUUAUCAUCAUUUGUGUUCUCCUGCGGUUUGACACAAAAACUUGAUGGUUUAUCUAGUCCCAAAUUGAAAACACCACCCGCAACAUUAACAGCCCCACAAACACCCACUGGCACAGCAGCAAUGCAACAACAGCAGCCAUUUGUGGCUGUGGAAAAUUUAUCAGCACAGCAGCCACUGCAACAGCAACAACAACAACCACAAAAGACUGUAUUAAGUGAAAUAACAUUAAACAAUAACAACAACAAUAAUUCAACGGAUCAUCAUAAUCAUCAAGUGUAUUGCAAUAAUAAUGCUGCAGUAGCUGCCGCUGCAGCUACUGUAUCGCACAGUAGUGGAGGUGGUGCUGUUGGCAUGCCUCUUACAGGUGAUGCAGCAGCAGCAAAUGCUGUCAAUGGUGUAAAUAAAUUAAAUGCUCAACCCAGUGUUACCGUUGAAGCUUUAAUGGAACGCAUGAAAGUUCUUUCAAAACAAGACGAAUGCAGUGAAGCCGAACUUAGUAAUCGUUUUAAAAAUGUUGAAAUGCAAACAGCUGAAUUGCCUGCCGCAUCCACUGUUGCACCCGCGGAAAUACCACCAGUUAUUUCUCACUAUAUAGAAGAUCCCAAUUUUACGUAUCAAGACUUCGCUCGACGUGGUGCUGAAAAUAUACCAAAUACAUUUCGUAUACAAGACUAUUCGUGGGAUGAUCAUGGUUAUUCUUUAGUUAAUGGUUUAUAUGAAGAUGUUGGCACUUUAUUGGAUCAGAAAUUCCGUUGUGCUUAUAAUUUGACAUAUUUCACGAUGGCUGGUGUUAAAAAUGUUGAUACAUCUAAGUUUCGUCGUGCCAUUUGGAAUUAUAUUCAAUGUAUUUAUGGUAUACGUCAUGAUGAUUACGAUUAUGGUGAAGUUAAUCAGUUAUUGGAUCGCUCUUUAAAGAUGUUCAUAAAAACUGCCUGUUGUUUUCCGGAAAGAAUUACCACUAAAGAUUAUGACAACAUGGUUGAACUGCAGGACAGUGAAAAGGUACACGUCAAUUUAAUGGUAAUGGAAGCUCGAAAUCAAGCUGAAUUAUUAUAUGCUUUACGCGAAAUUAUGCGUUAUAGGACAUGAUCUCAUUAAAUACAAAAAAAAGAAGAAAAAUAAAUUUCAAAUAAUUUUUUGUAAAACUUUUAAAAACAAGAAAUAAAAAAAAAAA
Messenger RNA from Lucilia sericata (common green bottle fly), 2695 nucleotides. RefSeq names its product sestrin homolog. Gene Ontology annotation, biological process: cellular response to leucine starvation; negative regulation of TORC1 signaling; cellular response to L-leucine. Lineage: Eukaryota; Metazoa; Arthropoda; Insecta; Diptera; Calliphoridae. Gene Ontology annotation, molecular function: oxidoreductase activity, acting on peroxide as acceptor; L-leucine binding. The record is from RefSeq and is a predicted model, not a curated record. Gene Ontology annotation, cellular component: nucleus.